This is a messenger RNA of Drosophila montana, 1976 nucleotides long. RefSeq names its product origin recognition complex subunit 2 (gene Orc2). Bases 41 to 1900 code for a protein of 619 amino acids. The record is from RefSeq and is a predicted model, not a curated record. Gene Ontology annotation, biological process: DNA replication. Gene Ontology annotation, molecular function: DNA replication origin binding. Gene Ontology annotation, cellular component: nuclear origin of replication recognition complex; nucleus. NCBI's taxonomy places the organism in Eukaryota, Metazoa, Arthropoda, Insecta, Diptera, Drosophilidae. The transcript has 3 exons.
CAUCCAUAUUUUCGUUUAUAGCGCGUAAUCAACAUUUAAAAUGAGUGCGACUCCGUCAAAAAAACAGUACAAAACGCCAAAGAAACAAAAAGAAACGACACGGCGUCCAAAAUCGGCAAGUCUCAAAUCUAUUGAAAAUUUAACAAACUCCGAUGAAUCAAGUGCCGCUGAGAUCGAGGAGCGACGCACACGCACACGUCGCUCAGCCCGCAAGCCGAGUCCCACCAAGAAGUAUCAAGACUAUAGAGCCAAAGUCGAUGAUCAGCGCGUUGUUGUCAAUUAUGCUGAGUGCACGGAUGAAGAUGAGUCCCAGUCCGAAGUCGAACAAGACGCUGCUGCGUUAGGUGAGGCGAUAGGCGUUGGUGCAGCAAAGCCAAGCACACGGGAUCUGCAGCUUAUACAGUCGGACUACAACGUGGCGGGCACCAGUUUGUUCGGCUUCAAUACGCCCAAGAAGAGGGAUGCCAUGGCUUUGGCUGCGCUCAAUGCGACUCCCUGCACUCCAAAGACACCAAAGACACCGCGGCUGGGUGUUAAGACCCCAGAUACGAAACGCAAAAAGGCAGAUCAACCAAAAACGCCAGCCCAUGUACGGACACGCGUUAAGCAACAGAUAGCUAAAAUAGUGGCCGACUCUGAUGAGGACUUCUCGGCGGACGAGAGUGACUUUCGCCCGAGCGACGCCAACUCGUCAAGCAGCAGCAGCAGCAGCAGCAGCAGUGAAGGUGCCAGCUCCGACAACGACGCCGCCGACGAUGAGUCGAAGACGCCGUGCAAGGCGCGCCGGGCCAUUGUGGUGCCUGUGCUGCCCAAGACGCCGUCGGCAGCGCGUCAGCGGCAGUCGGCGCGCGUGAAGAGAUCGAACGAAUUUGUGCCAGAGAGCGAUGGCUACUUCCACUCGCACGCCAGCAGCAAGAUACUCACAUCGGAUCACACACUGGAUCGCCUGAAGAAUCCACGCCUGGCCGCAGAUCGUUUGUUCAGUCUGUUGGCCGAUAUGAAGGCAUCGGCCGAGCACGAUACUGCCAUCAAUGCCAUUAUGGAAGAGUAUCGUUCGUACUUCGCCAAGUGGAUGUGCAUCCUGAACGAGGGCUUUAACAUUCUGCUCUAUGGACUCGGCUCGAAGCGGCAGCUGCUGCAAUCGUUUCAUCGUGAUAUACUCAACCAGCAAACGGUUUUGGUGAUAAACGGAUUCUUUCCCAGUCUGACACUCAAGGACGUUCUGGACAGCAUCACCAGCGAGAUUCUGGACGCUGGUCCGAGCUCUGCUAAUGCACACGAGGCCGUGGACAUGAUCGAAGAGGAAUUUGCACUGAUACCCGAAACACAUCUGUAUCUGAUUGUGCACAAUUUGGACGGUGCCAUGCUGCGUAAUGUUAAAUCUCAGGCCAUCCUAUCGCGUCUGGCGCGCGUUCCAAACAUUCAUCUGCUGGCCUCCAUAGACCACAUCAACACGCCCUUGCUUUGGGACCAGAACAAGCUGAGCAACUAUAACUUCUCCUGGUGGGAUUGCACCACCAUGCUGCCCUACACGGAUGAAACGGCCUUUGAGAACUCGCUGUUGGUCACGAAUUCCGGCGAACUUGCACUCUCUUCGUUGCGAAGCGUAUUCUCCUCGCUGACAACCAAUUCGCGUGGCAUUUACAUGCUGAUUGUCAAGUUUCAGUUGAAGAACAAGGGCAAUGCCAACUAUCAGGGCAUGCCCUUCAAAGACUUAUACUGGAGCUGUCGUGAGGCCUUUCUGGUUAGCUCCGACCUGGCACUGCGUGCCCAGCUGACCGAGUUCCUCGAUCACAAAUUGGUCAAGUCGAAGCGCAGUGUUGAUGGCUCCGAGCAGCUGAACAUUCCAAUUGAUGCGGCUCUUCUGCAACAGUUUCUCGAUGAGCAGGAGAAAAAAUAGUCGCCACAUGUUUAGAACAUAUUAAUUUAUUAUCUAAUUUGUUAAAUACAAUUACAAUUUGCGUUCUCUUUAAAAA